CAUUGUUUUUCCAAACAGCCAUGGCGGUUUGAAAUUCUAUGGAUACCUUGGAGGUCUUGGAACCGACCUACCUUUAUGAUUGUCCGGUGAUGAUCAAGAAUCUUUGGACACAUAAAUUGGAGAUUCCUCUCCUGCAAGAAUUGUUCAAUAUCCACAUCUAUAUCCAUUAAAAAUUCCAGCGAUCAAGGAUUCUAAAUCGGUCACAAGAUCCAAUCCAGCGUCCAACUCUUAAUCCGGGGGACAGCACGUAAUAAACAGGCGGAAGAAGGGAGAGGGCAUUUGCGGCUCGUCAUGGAUAGGACGCUGGUGUUCGUGUACGGGACGCUGAAGCGGGACUUCCCCAACCACGGCCUCAUCGAGGAUCUCAUCCGGAGCGGCGACGCCUCCUUCGUCGCCGCCGGUCGCACCGCCUCCAGCCUCCCCCUCGUCGUUGGGCCCUGGGGCAUCCCCUUCCUCCUCCCCAUCCCCGGCUCCGGCCGACGCGUCUCCGGCGAGCUCUUCGCCGUCUCCGCCCGCGGCCUCGCCCGCAUCGACGACCUCGAGGGCACUCGCCGCGGCCACUACGAGCGCCUCCCCAUCGCCGUCGUCCCCAACUCUGGCGGCGGACGAGACGAGGAGGAGGCGGCGGCGGAGGCGGCCGAGGCCGAGGCGUACUACGCGCACCGGAGCUACGCGGCGGAGAUGCGGAGGCGGAGCGGGGAGAAGGGGCUCCGCGUGUAUUCGGAGGAGGAUGCGCUGGGAUACUGUAGGCCUAAGGACCGCCCGCGGGGCACCACAUUCCUCGGACAGAUUCAGAUCUUUCUCGCGUCCACCAAUCAGUAAGGUUUAAUUUGUAUUUUAAAAAUUGGUAAGGAUUAAUUUGGUUGCAGAAAUUUACGUUGGUAAAUACAUUUUUAUGUUGUUUUCUCCAAAAGCGCGGACGCUUCUCGAGUGAAAAAUGUCCGCAUACAUUUUUUUCUA
Molecule: messenger RNA, 960 nt
Organism: Phoenix dactylifera (date palm)
Lineage: Eukaryota; Viridiplantae; Streptophyta; Magnoliopsida; Arecales; Arecaceae
Source: RefSeq, a predicted model, not a curated record